AUGCGCUCGACCCGGUCGCUUCAAGCGCGCUCCCAGCACUCGUCGAGCAUGAGCUACCACGACCAGUACAUCAUGGCGCCGGCCCAGCCAGCCUUCUCGUUCCAGCCGCCGACGCCGAUAACCGCCUCGGGCGACGCCGGCUACACCGUCAGCUCGUCGGCCUCGUCCUCCUCGGCCCUCCCCAUGCCCAUCCCCAUGUCGGCCCCGUCUACUCGCGCAUCGUCUCGCGCCGGCACGCCCUCGUCGAGUCGAGGCGGCAGCGCGCGGCACCACCCGUACUCGGCGUCGCCGGCGUCGUGGUCGGAGCACUCGCUCCCGCUGUUCCGCCCUCAGUCGGCGACGAGCGCGAGCGAGUACAGCGCGUGGGACAGCGACGCGAGCUCGUUCGACAUGCAUGGGUCGUCGUUCGGGUCGUACAGCUUCUCGCCGGCGUCGAGCCACGACGUGCCGGCGUCCCGACCGUCGACCGCCUCGUCGCCCUACGUCGCCGACGCCGCACCGGCCAAGAUCGGCCGCAACGGCAAGCCCGUCAAGUCGCACUCGCGCAAGCAGGCGCCGGGCCACAUCAAGCGUCCGCCCAACGCCUUCAUCCUGUUCCGCUCGCACUGCUGCGCGCCCGAGAGCGUCGACCCGUCCCUCCCCGACCCGCCCGGCACGGCCCACGCUCGGUACCUCGCGUCGCUCGAGAUCAACAACAGCCAGCACAUCUCGAUGAUCGUCAGCCAGGUGUGGAACCAGCUCAAGCCCGAGGAGAAGGACUACUGGGACGAGAAGGCGCGCUUCGCCAAGGAGGAGCACGCCCGCCUGCACCCUGACUAUCGGUACCGGCCUCAACAGCGCGGCAAGGAGACCGUCCGUCGUCGCAAGAAGCCCGAGCCCAAGGACCGCAACCAGGAGCGCAACGCGUGCACCGAGGUCGCCCAGCAGGUCCUCAAGCUCGAGGCGACGAGCUUCGAGCGCCGGCACGAGGGCGAUCUCGCCGUCGACUACGUCCAGCAGGUCCAGGCCAACAUGCCGUCCGGCGUUCCAGGCGCCGCCACCGCCGCCGACGAGGACGUCGCGCCUUCCUCGAUGUCGUCGGCCGAGGCCAAGCGCCCUCGGCAGCCCUCGCCGCGCAAGACGCGUACCCGCCGAGCGCCGGCCAAGUCGAGGGCAAAGGCUUGCGCGCCCACGCCUGCACCCUCGGCGUCGCCGUCGCAGGCGUCGUCGAGCCAGGUGCGCACGGUCAAGCUCGAGCCGACGGUCGCCGCCUCGCGCGGGCCCUCGUUCGACGAGUACUCGUACCUCGCGCCGCCGGGCUCAGCGCCGCAGCCCUCGUCGUCGGGCCUUGCGCGGCAGCUCGAGCAGGGCGACUUCUCGGCGGUGGCGGUCCGGGCGCAGUACGGGCGCCGGACGAGCCACACGCGCACGCAGCCGCCCGGCCCCGCCGACGAGGACCAGCCCUUUGCCUUCGUCACGCAACUCGACUCGCACAUCGGCGGCAGCCACUUCUCGUCGUCGUCGUCGGUGUCGGACUCGUCGCUCUCGGCGUCGGCUUCGAGCUCUUCCUCCUUCCCCAUCGAUCCUCGUCUCGAGAACCUCUCGGCCCCGGCCCCCUAUCCGCACGACACGUUCCCUGUCGACGUCUCGCCCUUCGACCCGCAGUUCAGCCUCGACGCGUCGCGCUCGGACCCAUCGCCGACCGGUUACCUCGUCGAGCCGGCGUACCCUCCCUCGAGCGUCCCGCCUGUCUCGUCCCGGCCCUCGACGGCGCACGACGAGGCCCUGAGCCAGAUGCAGAACUACACGCUCGGCGGGCCGAGCAGUCUCGCUUCGUCGACGUCGUUCGGCUCGGCGCUCGGCGACCUUCCCAAGUCGGGCGCCCUCCUCGCCGAGCGUCGGGCAGCCGCAUCGCCGAGCCCGCUCGACGCGCUACAGCGUCGUCGUGGUACGCUGAGGGCUAGCGACGUCGGCGCCGGCAGCAUGGGCGACCUCAUGCUCAUCUCGCCGCUCACGACGACGUUCAACGGCCGGCGCCAGUCGAUCGGCUGGCAGCCCACCGUCCGCCGCGUCAGCCUCGCCGGCGGCAGCGUCGCUCUUGCACACGGGCAGGUGCACCCGCAGGCGUCGACGCAGCCGCAGGAGCACGGCCACGACGGGCAGCUGCUCCCGCCGGCGCAGGCGUUCUGUCGUCGGUCGUCGCUCAGCACGACCGUCAUCUCGGCCGAGCAGCUCGACACGGUCACGUUCUCGCAGGCCCUCCUCGACACGAUCCCGACCGAGGGCCUGAGCGACGGCCUGUCGCAGUACUCGUUCGGCGACGCGCCGAGCUUCGGGCUCUCGCCGCCGGGCCAGGGCGCGUACGACUCGGACCGCCCGUCGACGGCCGACAGCACGUGGUCGGUGGACGACGUCGAGCGCCUCGAGUGCGACAUGCCGAUCGGCUUCUUCGACCGGCGCCGGUCGACCAUCGUCGCGAGCAAGUUCAUGUCGGCCCUGGCCUGCGCAGCGAGCUCGCCGAGCUCGCAGGGCUACCACGUCGGCUCGGAGGACUUCUUUGUGCCGCCCAACUCGGCAUUGUCGAGCGCGUCGUCGUCGUUCGACGCCUCACUGCAACUGCCCGAGCCGCCCUCGUUCGACGGUCACGGCGCGCAGCCGAGCCCGGCGUUCGGCUCGCCCGAGUACGGCGGCUCGUUCCAGCCGCAGUCGCACCUUGCGGCCCUCACGGUCGACAGCAUCCUCGCGGCGGCGGCGGCGGGCGACGUCAACGGGUACUCGUGCGACCCGCUCUCGUCCUCGGGCCUGCCCGGCGACGCCGGCGCAUCGCCCGAGUGGCUCGCGUCGACGCAGGACGGCGACGAGUCGGGCGCGGCGAUGCAAACGACGGCGCUCUCGGUCCUCAACGAGCGUCGCCAGCACUUCUCGACGCCGGCGCAGCUCGCGCACGAGCCGGAUCUGCACUUCGUCCACGAGGAGGGGUGCACCUACGUCUACCUCACGAUGGAGCAGAUGCAGGACGAGAAGCUCCUGACCUGGAUCAAGGAGCAAGGCUACGGCAUCGCCGUCCUCAUGCCCUCGCCCGACAUGUCCACACCUCUGCAUCCCUCGCCCGAGGCCAUCCCGGCGCUCGACCAGCUCUGCCUGAGCCCGCCGAGCUCUGCUCCCUCGGUCCUCUGA
Rhodotorula graminis WP1 is the source of this 3156-nucleotide messenger RNA. RefSeq lists its product as uncharacterized. The record is from RefSeq and is a predicted model, not a curated record. The transcript has 4 exons. Gene Ontology annotation, biological process: regulation of transcription by RNA polymerase II. Gene Ontology annotation, molecular function: DNA-binding transcription factor activity, RNA polymerase II-specific; RNA polymerase II cis-regulatory region sequence-specific DNA binding. NCBI's taxonomy places the organism in Eukaryota, Fungi, Basidiomycota, Microbotryomycetes, Sporidiobolales, Sporidiobolaceae. Bases 1 to 3156 code for a protein of 1051 amino acids. Gene Ontology annotation, cellular component: nucleus.